Molecule: messenger RNA, 1239 nt
Organism: Symbiodinium sp. CCMP2456
Lineage: Eukaryota; Dinophyceae; Suessiales; Symbiodiniaceae
Source: the annotation of a GenBank genome assembly
AUGCUGUAUACACCUCGCGACGUGCAUGAUACGCCGGGGUUCUAUAUGGAGGGCUUGAGCGUUGAUUCAACGCCAACCACGGAGUACCGCUUGAGUAGCUUUUCCAACUGCUCCAGCCCUCCCGUGAACGACGAGUCUUCGUACGGCUCCUCUUUUUUGAGGGUGUCCAGCCAAGACAACUGCAAGGAGGUGUACUGCCUCUUUGCCUCACCACUGGGCCAUCCAGCCAUCAAUGUGAGGUCGGAGGUAGAGACCAUCCAGGAGGCCUUUGAAGAAUCUGGCUCGGGAGCUCGACUAAACGUGGGCGUGGCCACUGUGCAAUCUCUCUCGAAGCUGCUGACGUUGGCGAAGUCACAGAAGGGCCUUGUCCUUCAUCUGUCUGCACACUCAAUCCGCUCCGACAAGGGCGAUGUUGGCCUGGUGCUGGAAGACUCCUGCGGGAAGGCGCACGUCCUUUGGAAGAAGCGGCUAGAGGAGAUCCUCGGUAUGAAGGAAAGCGGUCUUCGAAGUGUAUCCCUGCUGUUUCUGAGCACCUGCUGGUCGCAGGAGCUUGCCCAGGUCUUUGUUGAGUGCGGUUGCCCUCACGUGGUGUGCUUGCGAAGUCCGGUCUACGAUGUGGCCGCGCGGAGGUUUUCUCAGCAGUUUUACCUCUCCCUGGGAGUGGGCGAGUCGCUCCUCUCGGCUUGGCAGACGGCACGGAGCUGGCUUUGCACCGAUUCCAAGCCCGAGCUUGCGGAGCAGGCUGAUCACUUUGUCCUCUUUGGCCAGCGCGGAGCGGACAAGGUGACCCUCUCGGAGCUUUGUGGCGAAGAGGCCGAGAAACCAGAGGUCGGCAGUCUGCGCAAGCUGGAGGCUGCUUCCCGCUUCCUCGUCGCCGAGUCGCUGAUACCACCCAGGCCGGAGAACUUCCUGGGCCGUCCGCAAUUCAUCCAUGAGGUUCUCCACCUGCUCAGCGGCCAUGACAGCCGUCGUGCCUGUACCGUUUGGGGUGCUGAGGGCAUCGGCAAGUCGGCCUUUGGGGUGGAGUUCGCUCACUUUGCGACCGCACCGGGGCGUCCCUUCUCGUGCUCUUCACAGAUUCUGAAGAUUGAGUCGAGUGGUGCUGUCAGCACCGGCCUGAGAACCACUAUCAGGAGGGAUACCUCCACCGAAGGCGAAGGAAAGAGCCUUCACAAGACAUAUAGAUUGGUGGUGUUAAGGUAUACCCUGCAAAGCAAGGCUCGAUUGCCAAAGGCAUAA